UGGCAGCACUUUUUCCUGCUUAAUCUUGAGUUGAACGUGUAUUCGUUAUGGCCAUGACAUCAUUUGUUCAACAUUUUAUAGGUUUAGAUAGGCGAUUGUUUGCCGUUAAGAAAUAAGUCCUGCGUUGUUUAGUUGUUUUUUUAAACGUUUUGAGGUUAAGUGUUUAUUAAAUGAAGUAGGUAAUCAAAAAGAUUUUUUAAAAUGAGUGUUAGUAAGGUGACAGAUAUCGAUAAAAAAUUAGACAAUACGGGGAUUUUUAGUUAUUUGUUUAGUGCAAUUAAAAAAGCCUCCGUAGUCGGAAUAGUGUACUUUGCAGGCUAUAUGCAAUGGUCGGUGGGGUGGUUUAUGUGCCCCAUUGUUCUACUAGUGAUAAGAGACCAGUGGAAAAAAUCAAGCGACAGAAGGAGGGCUACUGCUAAAAGUGCUGCCCUGUCCAAUGAAGAAGAUGUGGUUUUAGCUAGAUUAAAUGACUUACCAGCCUGGGUGUUUUUCCCAGAUAUUGAACGAGCUGAAUGGUUAAAUAGAAUUAUCAAGCAAGUGUGGCCCAAUGUGAAUCACUAUGUCAGAGAGAUAGUCAGAGAUUCAAUUCAGCCAAUUUUACGAACGAAUCUAGAAAAAUAUAAGUUAAAUGGUUUUAAAUUUGAACGUAUUAUAUUGGGAACUGUCCCCUUCAGGAUUGGAGGUGUAAAAGUUUAUGAUAAGAAUAUCGAUAGAAACGAAAUUGUUAUGGAUUUGGAUAUAUUCUAUGCUGGAGAUUGCGAUGUAACAUUCUAUUUAUCUGGAAUAAAAGGUGGAAUUCGAGAUUUUCAGUUACAUGGAAUGCUGAGAGUGGUAAUGAAACCUCUUAUUACAUCCAUACCUUUGGUGGGAGGUCUGCAGGUUUUCUUUUUGAAUAACCCAGAUAUCGAUUUUGAUUUGGUUGGUGUAGCUGAUGUUUUGGAUAUGCCUGGGUUAAGCGACAUUUUAAGAAGAAUUGUGGUUGAGACUGUGGCAUCCAUGAUGGUUUUACCCAAUAAAUUCCCUAUAAAAUUAAGCGAUGAAGUCGAUGCUGUCGAGCUAAAGGCGCCUGAACCAGAGGGUGUUUUAAGAGUCCACGUUUUCGAAGCAAAACAUCUGAUGAAAAAGGACAUUAGCGUCCUGGGCAAAGGAAAAUCAGAUCCUUACGCAGUUCUCACUGUGGGAGCCCAGGAAUUCAAAACCAAAGUCAUUGACAACAGUGUGGACCCCAAAUGGGAUUACUGGUGUGAGUUUAAUGUGCUGGAAUCCAAUGGUCAACAACUUUACAUUCAUCUGUGGGACAAAGAUGAUACCGGAGAUGAUGAGUCUCUCGGAAGGGCCACUAUAGAAGUUUCAAAUAUUGUUAAGAAAGGCAGUGACGAUAUGUGGAUAACCUUGGAGCAAGCUAAACAUGGAAUGGUCCACUUAAGAUUUUCUUGGUUAUCAUUGAGUAAAAAUUACUCAGAUCUUAAAACAAUUAUAGCAGAAACUCAAAUGCUGAAAGCCACCAAUCUGCACACGGCCAUUUUAACAGUUUUCGUAGAUUCCUGCAAAAAUUUACCGCAAGCUCGCAUCUCCACGAAACCGGACGCGUACGCAGUUCUGAGGGUAGGCAACAUCACCCAACAAACCGGCGUGCAAAUGAGAACGAUACACCCUGUGUGGGAGCAAGGUUUCACCUUUUUGGUGCCGAAUCCCGAAUCUCACUCCUUGUAUCUGUCCGUUAUGGAUCAAAAAACAAACAGCGAAAUUGGACAGCUGACUUUCAAGAUAAGCAGUCUGGCCCAGAAGGAAAAUUUAGAGAACAAAAAGGAACCCUUUACUUUGCUCAAGUCUGGACCGGAGGCCAAAAUUGUUUGGUCCAUGCAUUUAAGGGUAUUAAAAGCAACCAAAUCAGAAAUACCCAUGUCAGAUCAACCAAGUGCUGAAACUGCAUCUCUAAAACAAGAAAUUGAUCAAAAAUCCACAAAUACUGAUUCAUCAGAUGCUCAAUCAAUUGAAAACAAAAAUGUUGAAGACUUCAUUGAAGAUUCUUCAAUAUCUCAACUUACAGCGACACCUCCAAGUAACAUUUCUGGAGAUGGCCUUUUACAUAGAACACUCAGUAACACAUCUUCUGCUGGAGACGCUGGUUUGGGAAGAAUUCAACUGACGUUGAGAUACAGCGUGCAGAGACAAAGAUUGAUCGUUGUUAUUCAUAAAAUAGCAAAUAUUCCAUGCAAGGACCCAUCAAGCGUACCAGAUCCCUAUGUAAAACUCUAUUUACUACCUGAAAGGGCGAAGGAUAGCAAGAGAAAAACAACGGUUGUUAAAGACAAUUGCAACCCAAUUUUUGAUGAGAGUUUCGAGUAUGUCAUAAACCAAGGAGAACUUUCAAAUAAGCAAUUGGAAGUUACUGUAGGAACUCAGAAGCAAUUGUUUUAUUCUAGUAGUAAUAUUUUGGGGCAGGUUAUUAUUGACUUGGGAAAACUAAACCUCACUCAGCCAUACAACGUUUGGUUCGAUCUUCAACCCGAAGAAUAAGAAAUUACACGACUUUAUACGCCAAAAUGUAUUUUUUUAGAUCUACUUGAAUAUGUGUCAACCAUUGCAUUGCUCCGAUUACUAACAGUUUUAAUAUUUAAUCUAUACAUAUGCGCUUAUACAUGUACUUUGUUUUUCAAAUAUUUUCUAUAAAUAUAUACGUAUUGUUAAAUGAAUCUUAAUGAACAUGUUAUAAUUUUUUUUAUUAUUUUAAUGAGUAAAUGUUUACAAAGUUUCUCUCCUGUUUAUAAAUAUUUUAUGUAAAUGUUUUUUGAGAAUAUAUCUUUGCAUUUUAA
Molecule: messenger RNA, 2816 nt
Organism: Brassicogethes aeneus
Lineage: Eukaryota; Metazoa; Arthropoda; Insecta; Coleoptera; Nitidulidae
Source: the annotation of a GenBank genome assembly